AUGAACGUCUCGGACCCCCUCGAGGUGGCGGAAAUUGCCCGAGCCAGGGCUGCUGCUCAUGAUGUUGAAAUAAACGAGAAGAUGGACCACAAAUUGUCUCUCACGCCUAGCAUUGAGGAGGUUCCUCCCGCGUCAAAGGAAGUGGGAGUCUCGUCUGCGGUUUACGAGGACGACCAUGCCCAUCUGCAGAGGCAAUUCCCCUCCGAUGACGAGUUUAAGCACCUCCGUCGGGUAGCGGGCGAUAUUCCUUGGACUGCGUACACGGUGGCGUUUGUCGAGCUGUGCGAGCGUUUCUCCUACUACGGCACAACUGCAGUUUUCGUCAACUUCAUCCAGCGUCCUCUUCCCGAGGGCUCGACCACUGGUGCGGGAUAUGACCACUCGAAUCCCGGUGCGCUGGGUAUGGGCCAGCAGGCGUCCACUGGUCUGACAUUGUUCAACGCGUUCUGGUCUUACAUGAUGCCCCUGGCCGGUGCCUACAUGGCUGACCAGUACUGGGGUCGAUUCCGGACCAUCAUGUUCUCCAUUGCCGCUGCACUUCUGGGCCAUAUCAUCUUGAUCGUCUCGGCCUUGCCUCCGGUUAUUGCGAGCCCUAAUGGUGCCAUUGCCUGCUUCUCUAUCGGUUUGCUGAUCAUGGGCGUGGGUACCGGUGGUUUCAAGUCUAAUAUCUCUCCCCUGAUCGCCGAACAAUACCGCGAAGAAGUCCCCUAUAUCAAGACUCUCAAGAACGGCGACCGCGUGAUUGUUGAUCCCGCCGCCACCAUCUCCCGCAUCUACCUGUACUUCUACAUGAUGAUCAACAUUGGCUCGAUCCUGGGCCAGGUCAGCAUGGUGUAUGCGGAGAAAUACGUCGGUUUCUGGCUGUCCUACUUCCUGCCCACCAUCAUGUACCUGGGCUGCCCGGCUGUGCUGUUCUUCUGCCGCAACAGGUAUCACCUCGUCAAGCCCACCGGCUCGGUCUACAGCCAGGCCAUCCGUCUGUGGAGACUGGCGAUGAAAGGACGUUGGUCGCUCAACCCUGCCAGAAUCUGGAAGAAGAACCCGAAGCCCUUCUGGGACUCGGUCAAGCCCUCUGCUCUGGGUCCCGACCGUCCCCAGUGGAUGACCUUUGACGACGAAUGGGUCGACGAGGUCAGCCGUGGUCUCAAGGCCUGCAAGGUCUUCCUCUGGUACCCACUGUACUGGCUCGCCUACAACCAAAUGAUCAACAACCUCACCUCGCAAGCGGCGACCAUGCGUCUGGGCGGCGUUCCCAACGACGUCAUCAACAACCUCAACCCCCUCUCCCUCAUCAUCUUCAUCCCCAUCAUGGACAAGUUCGUCUACCCGGGCCUGCGCCGCAUGGGCAUCAAGUUCACCCCGCUCAAGCGCAUCACCGCGGGCUUCUUCUUCGCCGGCAGCGGCAUGAUCUGCGCCACUGUCACCCAGUACUAUAUCUACAAGAUCGGCCCCUGCGGCAAGGAAGCCAACUACUGCCUCGACGAGCUGAACAAGCACUCCGACAUCUCCGUCUGGGUGCAGACCCUCACCUACGUGCUCGGCGGUGUCUCGGAGAUUUUUGCUUCGGUGACUUCCCUCGAGUACGCCUUUACCAAGGCGCCCAAGAACAUGCGCUCGCUCGUGCAGGCUGUCGCGCUGUUCAUGAAUGCGUUCUCGUCUGCGCUGGGCCAGGCGCUCGUCGGUCUGUCCGAGGAUCCGCUGCUCGUCUGGAACUAUACCGUUGUGGCGAUCCUGGCGUUCGUCGGCGGCACUGGCUUCUGGUUGACCAACUACAAGUUGGAUAAGCAGGAGGAUGCGCUGAAUCAUUUGCCGCCCAGUCGCUAUGGUGGCAACAAUCCUGAUCCUAAGCUGGAUGAGGAGACCGCGCGGCAGUAG
This is a messenger RNA of Aspergillus novofumigatus IBT 16806, 1875 nucleotides long. Its product is annotated as putative MFS peptide transporter. Gene Ontology annotation, molecular function: dipeptide transmembrane transporter activity. The record is from RefSeq and is a predicted model, not a curated record. Gene Ontology annotation, biological process: transmembrane transport; oligopeptide transport. NCBI's taxonomy places the organism in Eukaryota, Fungi, Ascomycota, Eurotiomycetes, Eurotiales, Aspergillaceae. The transcript is spliced from 6 exons. The coding region runs from base 1 to 1875 and encodes 624 amino acids. Gene Ontology annotation, cellular component: membrane.